CUUCUAUAACAUAUCUUUGCUGCGAAGCAAGCUUAUUGUACAGUUUGUUCUCGCUGCUGAGCUUUUCCUUCCGCGGUGGUGUCGCAGCAUCAGGUUUUCGCUCAGGUAGCAACAACAGCCAGAUGUUACAGAUGCUGUGGGUUGGAACAAAAUAAAUACAAAUGAGGCUUUGAGUCGCCCGGGGCAGUUAAAACACACUGACACGGUGCAAGCAGCUCCCAUUACACCGCGUCCGAAGGCAUGUCACGUAUGACCAGCGCGACUAGCCAGCUAAAGUUAGGCUAGCGGCCGGCCGUUAGCUCAAGUGCGAGUGACUGAAUAAGUAGCUAAAGUUGAGCCGACAAUAAAAGAGAAAAAAAAGAAGAAAAAUCACGAAAAGACAAACAACAACGCGGCCACGUGCUGCAAACAACAAGGUUUAACCGCCGCGGCAUUUCGAAAACGUUGGACUCCCAUGCUGGACUUCAUUCCGUGGCUCCCGUCGUCGUUCGGAGGAGGAGGAGGAGGAGGAGGAGAAGAAGAAGAGGGUUAACGUCACGUCAGUGACGGCAACGGCGGCUUUCGUCGAGAGUCAAAGCAGGAUGGUGUCACUGUUCGGCACCGCGCGCCUACUCGGAAGGGGGAAGACUUCUCUCCGUGACCUUUUGAAGCGGAUUUGCACCAACAUGUCGUCCUCCACUCCCUCGGGUAAGCGGCUGCGGGUUCUGGUGGACAUGGAUGGAGUGCUGGCGGACUUCGAGGGGGGGUUCCUGAAGAAGUACCGGGCCCGGUACCCGGACGACCCCCACAUUGCCCUGGACGACCGGAGAGGGUUUUGGGUGUCCUCGCAGUACGGGCAGCUGAGGAGUGACCUGUGUGAGAAAGCCAUCAGUAUCUGGGAGUCCAAGAACUUCUUCGUAGAACUCGAGCCGCUGCCAGGAGGAGUUGAGGCGGUCAAGGAGAUGGCCAAGAUGGACGACACAGAUGUCUUUAUUUGCACCAGCCCCAUAAAACAUUACAGACACUGCCCAUAUGAGAAGUAUGCCUGGGUAGAGAGGCAUUUGGGUCAUGACUUUCUGGAGCAGGUCAUCCUGACCAGAGACAAGACGGUGAUCACCGGAGACAUCCUCAUAGACGACAAGCCUGACAUUCUAGGCGUGGAGCCCAAACCAACGUGGGAGCACGUCCUGUUCACCGCCUGCCACAACAAGCACCUUUCCGUCGGGCCCUCCCAGAGACGGCUCCUGUCUUGGGAGGACGACUGGAGGGCCGUCCUGGACACAAAACGGCAGUAAGGGAACUCUCCCCCUUCGCCCCAUUCGCGGUCAGCGGGAGAUCAUCACCACAAACGCUGACUUGCAGAGGCAACGCCAGAGUUUACUUCUGAAAAAGGGGGGAGGGGGAAUGCCAAUGAUCAGCCAAAUGAACAAUAACUUACAGGUUGGACAUCGUGCACACUUGUUGCUCUCUGUUUGGGAGAUGGCAUUCACAUGUUUGACCACAAGGGGGCACCCCGAGACUGAGUGUGAAGUGAAUCUGAAUUUCACUGAAGAAAACUGACAACAAAACAUUUUGACAAGUCAAAACAGAAACAUGGCUCACGGUGGCUUGGAGCUGCCCUGUAUCAUUUGACUGGGGGGGGCGGGCACCGGCAAGUAUGUGCAAUACACAAACAUGCUGUAAGAAAGUCACCUGGACUUCCAAACACUCUAAUGUUCUGUUAUUUUGGGAGAGUGGCUCAACUGAGCUGCGCUGUCAUGUAUGCAAAUAUGUAGGGACAGAGAUGUACAAAGAUGAACAAUGAAUAUGGUGCUUCUUUUUUUUUUUUUUUUCACAAUAACCUGUGCAUCUUAACUGAUACUGAAAAAUCAAAACUGCACACAUACAUAUGCAUGUUGCCAAAACCCAUCACUUGCGUUUGGAUACAUUCACCGGAGAAAUGUGUGCUGAAUAUGUUUAAGAUAUUAAAAGGAGGAAAAUAUAUUG
Molecule: messenger RNA, 1965 nt
Organism: Cyclopterus lumpus (lumpfish)
Lineage: Eukaryota; Metazoa; Chordata; Actinopteri; Perciformes; Cyclopteridae
Product: 5'(3')-deoxyribonucleotidase, mitochondrial-like
Exons: 5
Coding region: 582-1274 (230 amino acids)
Biological process (GO): pyrimidine deoxyribonucleotide catabolic process
Molecular function (GO): 5'-nucleotidase activity
Source: RefSeq, a predicted model, not a curated record